Fusarium vanettenii 77-13-4 is the source of this 444-nucleotide messenger RNA. RefSeq lists its product as uncharacterized. Gene Ontology annotation, molecular function: GTPase activity; GTP binding. The annotation marks the transcript as partial. Lineage: Eukaryota; Fungi; Ascomycota; Sordariomycetes; Hypocreales; Nectriaceae. The record is from RefSeq and is a predicted model, not a curated record. Gene Ontology annotation, biological process: small GTPase-mediated signal transduction. The transcript is spliced from 2 exons.
ACGUACAGAAUCGUCGUCAUCGGGGAUGACAAUGCAAUGAAGAACAAAAUCCUUCAGACUUACGCGUACCCGAGAGGCGCCACAUCACGCGAGUAUACGCCAAAAACCUUUGAGAAUUUUGUUGUGGAAGUCAAGGUUAAUAACCACUUGACACGACUAGCGCUGUAUGAUACGACCGGCCAAGAGAGGUACAUGCGGCUUCGAGUUCUGGGCUACCAAUCAACUAGCAUAUUUCUUGUGCUUUCACGGAAGACAAAGUCAGGCCCUGAAUUGUACCAGGUUGAGAACAAAUGGAUCCCUGAGAUCAUGGAGCACUGCCCCGGGACCCCUUAUCUCAUAGUGGGGACAUACAGGAAUAAACCUGGGGUGGAAGCACUGCCUGAUAACUCAGUUGAAGGCGGCCGGGUCGCGGAAAGGGCUGGCGCAAUUGGCUACACUGAAUGU